Molecule: messenger RNA, 786 nt
Organism: Ascochyta rabiei
Lineage: Eukaryota; Fungi; Ascomycota; Dothideomycetes; Pleosporales; Didymellaceae
Exons: 3
Coding region: 1-786 (261 amino acids)
Source: RefSeq, a predicted model, not a curated record
AUGACAGACCUCACCGAAGCAUGUUCAGAGGUAGAGUUACAAGAUCCCUCUGCGCGUAUAGCGAAGAUACGAAACGACGAAGAGCAAAAUUGGUGGGUGGCCAUCGCCAGCGGCGUCCUGGGGUUCCACUACCUCGAAAAGGGCUUCGUUCAACACAUCAACAUAACCAGCGAGUGGCUCCAAGACUUCAAGAAGGCUUGCAGUGUAUAUGAGGCGUUUACGAUGUCGCAGACCAAGCGACCUAGCCGUUCUCCUCCUAUAAUGAUUUCCUUACCAGCAUCAACAGCCAGACCGUACGCGACCAUGCUGAACAGGUCACUCGAUCAGAACUCUGCACCUCGUAGGUCCGCAGAGGUUGGUGAAGUCAUCAAGAGACGCAGAUCUGCAUCAUACACCGAAAGUCAGAGCAAGUCUGCAGACGAGGAUGGUUCGUGCUCCGAAAGACCAAGCAAAAAACCUCGGCAAGACGAGCAUUUCAUUGAGUAUCAAAAUCUUGUCGAGCGCAUCCGUAAAAUGCCAAUGCCGAUAGCGAUGCAUCCAAAGUUGAAAUCGAACGACUGGGACGGUGCUUGCGACACUCUAGAAAGGAGCAGAGAUACGGAAAAAUCACUGGAGACUAAGAACGUGAAUCUGAGCAACAAAAUAUUGUCGCUCCGAGGCAGGAAUAAAGCUUUGGAGCGGACGAUGGGUAGGUCAAACAAGGCACAGGAGCAAAAGUUCAAAGAACUCGAAGCGGAGAUACAAGAACUGUGCGGUUUCAAGCAAAGAGUCAAAGGCUUAUUCUAG